GUUACCCAUAAUUUGAAAACACGUCUUUGUUGUUAAAUGAUGAGGAUGUCAAUACUUAAUAACAGCAUGAAUCAUCUAUCUUUUAGUUUUUUUGUUGAAGGAUGACCUUGAGUUAUUGAUAUUUGUGCAAUGAGAUAACUUGUUAUGAACUGGCGCUAUAUAAAUAAAAUUGAAUUGAAUUUGUUUACCCAAAGUGCAUAUAUAAAGUUCUGAAAAUUAGUUGUAUUUUGUGAGUGAAUUAAUUUGAAACCAUGACUCAAACAAUUUUCAUUUUACCAAAGCAACCUUGACUUGUCUCUCUGACUUACUAGCUGCCCUCUUAAAGGUCUGCCCAUCCUGUAGACUGUCACCCAGAGCAGCCAUCUGAAAGACCAGCUUAACUUUAUGUUGAGAGCCUUGACUGAAGUCUCAAAUUAGACUGGACUGCAUGGAGCCUUGGGUUGGGCAGUGAAAGUGACUCACUGGCUAAAAAGGCAGAGGGAGAGAGUCAGAGUGGGUAUGCAGGGGAGUGGGAGCGCCGUCUCGUGGUGAUCAGUCAGGCCACUUCCAGAGCUGGAUUUAUGGCACGCAGCUGUUGAGUGGCUGACAGACGUGUGAGGAGCUCAAGCGCUGCUGCUUCUCAAGCUGCUCGUACCAGCUCAAGCUCUGCUUACUGUUGCGUAGGAAAGAGGACUGCUGAGCCUCAACACACAAAGCAAGCAGAUGGUGCGGGAGCAGUAUGUCACCACCACCGAGGGCAGCAGCGUGCCCAGGCCAGUGCCCGACCACGUCUACAAAAUCGGCAUCUAUGGCUGGAGGAAGCGCUGCCUCUACCUGUUCAUCCUGCUCCUCAUCAUCAUCCUGGUGGUCAACUUCGCCCUCACCAUCUGGAUCCUCAGGGUGAUGUGGUUCAACACGGAAGGGAUGGGACACCUACAAGUACAGUCAGAUGGGGUCAAACUGGAAGAGGGCGAGUCGGAAUUUCUUUUUCCCGUCUAUGCUGAGGAGAUACACUCCAGAGACGACUCUUCACUUCUAGUGCACUCUUCGGAAAAUGUUUCCCUUCAUGCCCGCAAUGAAAAUGGUGAUGUCACAGGGAGGAUAUCUGUGGCUCCAAAAGAAGCUCAGGGACACGCUCGAAAUCUGCUCAUUAACUCCCAAAAUGACAACAUGCUGUUCACUGCAGAUGGCAACCAGGCUGUGAUUGGACCAGACAAACUACGAGUCACAGGUCCUGAAGGAGCGUUCUUCCAGCACUCAGUGGAGGUGCCCCUGCUGAAAUCUGAACUUUUCAAAGACCUGAGGUUGGAGUCUCCUACUCGCUCUCUCAGUAUGGACGCGCCAAAAGGAGUUCAUAUCAAAGCACUGGCUGGCAACAUUGAAGUGGCUUCCAACAUGGAUGUUAUUCUGCAGUCGAGUAUAGGACUGCUGGUGCUGGAUGCUGAGACGGUGCGCAUGCCGAGCCUGCCCGUGAGCAAGGGAGGGGUUUCUGGAAAUGCUCAGGGUCUUUAUGAAGUCUGUGUCUGUCCCAGCGGCAAGCUCUUCCUGUCCAAGGCUGGGGUCACCUCCACUUGCAGCGAGAAUCAGGAGUGCUAGAAAGACUCUGACGAGGUAAUCGAUUUUUCAUCUCUCAGUAGAUGCAUCUUCUGGGAGGCAACAAGCACAACUGUUUUAUAUCUGGCCUGAGUUUUUUUUAAAUCUUUAUACCACAGUGGAUCUAUUAUGAUCUUAGUGCUAAGAUCCUACUGGCACAUCAAGGCCUGUAAAAAUACAAAUGCCUGCUGGCGUACAUGUUGGAGAUGCAUCCCUUUAGUUGCAUUUAUGACCUUCCAACCAUUCAGCUGAAAGAAAAUUGGCACUCAGUUCCAAAUUUAUCUGCAUCAGAGCUUUGUGGAGAAUUUUUUACACACACAGUAUCAUGGCUGGGCAAUGAGGAGCUGCUAACAGCUUACAUCCUAUGCAAUAUUAUCUUUUGGUGCAAUAAAUGAAAUUGACACAUAUCAAGGGCUUGGAAUAAUAAAAAAAAAAUCUCAAAUGCCAACAUUAUUAUUAUUAUUAUUAUUAUUAUUAUUAUUAUUGAAAAUAUUUAUUUUGGUUUACUUAUGCCCUUCUGGCUCCAAGCCCUUGGUAUGUAGUUUUUUUGUCUUGAUGUUUAGCAUGUUUUUAUUUCAUUGGGGGAAAGAUUUGAGAAAUGCUGGUGUAUAUUUUGUCAUUGUCAUAGUCACUUCAGAGAUGGAUUUAAUUAUUUAAAAAAAAAAUCAAAUUCAGAUAAAACACUAGACAACAGCCUUGUUGUUUUGUUUCAACUGCUUUUUAGGGUUGAGAUUAAAAUACAAUGUCCAUAUGGUACCAUAAAGUGUUACUAGUGUGGUAUUGCGUGUGUAACUGUUUUUUUCAGUUUAUAGGAUUAUGUUUGGUCUGUGUUAUUUUUAAGCCCUGCAUAAGCAUGUAAUUAUGCAUUAGCUACAAGUCUGUGUUUGUUCAAUAUCCUCAUUUACAGCCAAGGGUCUAUGACUAACAAAACAUUACCUUUGACCACAGCAACAGGCAAGCAAAAACAAAACAUUUAUACUAAAGGUACUGUAGUUCUGGGUAGUUUAUCAUUCUGAGUGGAAAAAUUGUGGGAUUAUUUUUUCAGUUUUGCUUUUGCCUUUUGGGUUAAAUAUGCUUUGAUUUUAUUUUAUUUGUACACCGUAUGCAUGACAAGUAUGUGACAACAUUUGCCUCUGUUGUAAGAUUAAGGUUCUCGGUUCACUACGUCCAAAAGGGCAAUAUUUUGUAAUGAUAGUUACAUUGAGUUUAGCAUCAAUUUAUCUGCAAGACUGUUUUUAGCAUAAUUAACAUCUCAUGGCCUUGUGUUAUCAUUGUCAGUGUUGAUAAGUGAUUGAAUUUGCAGUCUUUCUCACCUAUAUUCUGGCAUAUUUUGAUAAAGCGUGUAAUGUGUAUUUAUUAAUUUUGUAUAUUGAAUAAACUUUGUGCUAUUCUUCUA
This is a messenger RNA of Siniperca chuatsi (mandarin fish), 2968 nucleotides long. RefSeq names its product sarcoglycan, gamma (gene sgcg). Gene Ontology annotation, cellular component: sarcolemma; sarcoglycan complex. The record is from RefSeq and is a predicted model, not a curated record. Gene Ontology annotation, biological process: heart contraction; cardiac muscle tissue development. Lineage: Eukaryota; Metazoa; Chordata; Actinopteri; Centrarchiformes; Sinipercidae. The transcript is spliced from 9 exons. The coding region runs from base 703 to 1575 and encodes 290 amino acids.